AUGAAAAAAGCAGCUCCCGUCUUCCUUGCGGCUAUCUUUGCCCUAACAGCCUCGCUGAGGGCAACGGCGGACCCUGUAAAGGAGGCGCACAUGGAGAUUGCCAUUAACGACGAGUCCAUCGGGUUCCUGAACUUCAAUUUAAGGCCGGAUGUCGUGCCCAAAACUGUGAAGAAUUUCGUCGAUCUCCUACCAAGAUACAGGGGGACGCUGUUUCAUCGAAUCAUCCCCGAUUUCAUGGUUCAGGGAGGGGAUGUACAGAGGAACGUUUUACCAGGUGCAGACACAUCCCCCGUGCCAUCUUUCAAUGAUGAGAGCUUCGAGCUAAAACACGUCGGUCCAGGCAUUCUCUCUAUGGCAAAUGCCGGUCCAAACACGAACAGCUCACAAUUCUUCGUGACGACUGUCGCUACUCCUUGGCUGGACAACCGUCACGUCGUCUUUGGCAGCGUCACAGAUGACUCCAUGGAGGUGUUGAAACGCAUUGAGGCAACAGGAAGUUCCUCUGGCCGCCCCUCUGCCCAAGUGACCGUCAAGUCAUCUGGAGUUGGUCACAAACCGAACUCUAGCUGA
Molecule: messenger RNA, 570 nt
Organism: Eimeria maxima
Lineage: Eukaryota; Apicomplexa; Conoidasida; Eucoccidiorida; Eimeriidae
Product: 18 kDa cyclophilin, putative
Exons: 6
Coding region: 1-570 (189 amino acids)
Biological process (GO): protein folding; protein peptidyl-prolyl isomerization
Molecular function (GO): peptidyl-prolyl cis-trans isomerase activity
Source: RefSeq, a predicted model, not a curated record